AUGACAUCACAACAAGUGCUGAUGCACUAUGAUCCGAAACUACCAGUUGUAUUGCCAUGUGACGCCUCACCUUUUGGACUUGGCGCUGUUUUGUCACAUCGCCUGGAGAGUGGUGAUGAAAAGCCCAUUGCAUACGCUUCACGGAGUCUGUCAACAGCUGAAAAGAACUAUUCUCAAAUAGAUAAAGAAGCUUUGGGAAUUGUGUGGGGAGUUAAAAAGUUCUAUGCCUAUCUGUAUGGCCGGAAAUUUACCUUGAUAACAGAUCAUCAGCCACUGGUUUCGAUAUUUCACCCUCAGAAAGGUAUUCCAGCCACAACAGCAGCACGACUUCAGAGAUAUGCAUUAUACCUAUCAGGGUUCCAGUAUACUAUCGAAUUUAAGGGAACGAAGCGCCAUGGAAACGCCGAUGGUUUGUCUCGCCUACCCCUACAACAAGGUGGAGAGUUUCAAGAAUCGGACGUCGACGUAGCACAUGUAUUUAUGAUGUCACAAUUCGAGAAUUUGCCGGUAUCAGUUCAGGAGGUUCGGCAAGCCACCAGGAGAGACCCCACACUAUCACAAAUAUUAAACAUGGUUAUGAAUGGCUGGAAUAGAGACGUCAAGGCUGUGCCAGACCUGGCUGCUUAUUUCAGUAGAAAGUCUGAAUUAACUGUACACGAAGGCUGUGUAAUGUGGGGAAUACGCGUGGUAAUUCCUGAAAAACUGAAACCCAAGGUCAUGGAUCAAAUUCAUGAAGGUCAUCUUGGUGCGGGCAAGAUGAAAUCACUCGCGCGAAGUUAUGUAUGGUGGCCAGAGAUUGACACCGACUUAGAAAAUCAGGCUAAGAAAUGUCAUGGAUGUGUAUUGCACAAGAAUAACCCUAAUGCUGCGCCAGUACAUCCAUGGGAGUGGCCACAGCGACCUUGGCAACGCGUUCAUGCCGACUUUCGCCGGGCCAUUUGA
This is a messenger RNA of Pecten maximus, 942 nucleotides long. RefSeq lists its product as uncharacterized. The record is from RefSeq and is a predicted model, not a curated record. NCBI's taxonomy places the organism in Eukaryota, Metazoa, Mollusca, Bivalvia, Pectinida, Pectinidae. The coding region runs from base 1 to 942 and encodes 313 amino acids. The transcript has a single exon.